AUGUCUUUGCCUCGCGCCACAUCGUCGGUCUCGACAAGCAUGUUCCGAUUCGCCGCCGGCGGUGCCCCUCGUGUCCAAUGCCAACAAUGUCUGCGUCCUGCAUUUGGUACCACACAGCCUGCUCUCCGCUUCUCUUCGCGACGAAACCUGCAAACCGCCACUGCCUACCGCCCUUACUCGCUGGAUCCCAUGCCCUCGCCGCGCAACGCUGGUGUACCCGAGACUUCCAUUGCCGGUCUUCCUCCACUUCCGUCUACCUCGUCACGCCAGUCAAAGCCAUCUCCUGCAGCUGAUCAGCCUGUCAGUGUUCCCGAACAAGAGGCUCAAAAGUCCUCGCCCGCAAACACGUCAUCGUCAGCAACCACAUCUGCUUCCACCAAGCCUCAAAGAAAGAGCAAGCUGCGUCCCCGUAAGGCCGCCAUCACACUAUCAUCUUCUGCUGUAUCGCAUUUGCGUGAGCUCCUCGAGCAACCCGAGGCGAAGCUGGUCCGUGUCGGCGUGCGUAACAGAGGCUGCUCGGGACUGGCAUACCAUCUCGAAUACGUGGACAAGGCUGGAGCAUUCGACGAGACGGUUGAGCAAGAUGGUGUCAAGGUUUUGAUCGACUCCAAGGCCCUAUUCAGCAUCAUCGGUUCAGAGAUGGACUGGCUUGAGGACAAGCUGAAUGAGCGUUUCAUUUUCAAGAACCCCAAUAUCACUGAGCAAUGUGGUUGCGGAGAGUCGUUUAGCAUCUCCUAA
Aureobasidium vineae is the source of this 738-nucleotide messenger RNA. The record is from the annotation of a GenBank genome assembly. NCBI's taxonomy places the organism in Eukaryota, Fungi, Ascomycota, Dothideomycetes, Dothideales, Saccotheciaceae.